AAGAAAAAUUCAGAUCCACAAGCGGCUAAAACACAAGUGACAGAAGCACGAUGGAAUGGAGAAAUAAAUUAAAACUAAAAUGGUGCCAAAUUUCAUAGAAGUUGUAUAAUUAAGAAACUACUUAACCUUUGACCGCUGUAUGUAGUAAUACAAGUGCACAAGUACCUAGCUCGGGUGGAUUGUCUCCUCAAAUGUCCAGCCUAACACAAUAAAAGAUUGACCAAUACAAGUAUGGAUCCAUAUGUCAAGUUAAUUCGCGACCCAAAAGUCGAAGACAUGGUUACCGGUUGGUCUGAAACAUGUUUUGCUUGUCGAAACAAAAGUGAAUUCGUUCCUCAACUUCUGUACCUGCAGGAAAUGCAACUUUUCAAACAUCUUAUCCUCCAAAAAACCAACCUGAGUCCCAGCAUCGUUAAAACAUUUGAAGCCAACUUGCACACUUGUUCAGAAUGCCUCCAAUUAAUUCUCGCCCUGUGCGGAAUGAACCAGCAGAUUAUCGCUAUUCAAAGAGAGAUGGAUAAGAUUGUCGACAGCGUGAAGAAUUCUUUACAGGAAAGAGACAACCAAUUGGAUAAUCCAACUCCAGUGGAAUCUUGGUCCUCUCUCCCACUUGAGGACGACGAUCUAGAGCCUGACGACGAACAUGAGGACCCCAUCCUUGACAUAGAAUUUGGAAUUGACCUUGGUUCCAACUCAGAUUCAAACAAGCAUGACGACGAAUCAAGUAACGUUACAGAAACUCGUGGCUAUCGCAAGCGAAGAUGGACCCCAAGAACAGCAAAAAGGAAGGCGCUACAAUUCCUGAGUGAAGUUAAAUCAGAACCUGAAUCAGAGGAUGAAAUAUUUCCUCAAUUUGACCCCUUCCUAGACAAUAGUUAUGAAAACGAGGGCCAGGAUGAUGAUCAAAAACUCCCUGGCAAGAUCAAUAGUCCACCAAAAUGUAAAAUCAACCUGCUGAGAAAGAGAAGACGCAAAUUUUCUCCCAAAAAAGUCGUAACACAAUCUCUAAAUGGAAAGCCCCCCUCCUGUGCCAAGAAAACUAGAGGGCAUAAUAAAGCUACAACGGUAGACCAGUUCAAACUACGUCCACCCUCAACACCUGAUGGGAAAUUCCCUUGUAGCAAAUGUGGCAAAAUAUUUACCAACUGGAGGUCUGUGCUCUCUCAUGAGAUAACUGUAUGCAAAAUUCACCACGAUAAAGGAAAGUUGGUCAAGCUCAACUUCAAAUUAUUCGAAUGUGACAAAUGCGAUAAAAAAUUCGUGUUUAUAAAGGAUUACGAAAGGCAUAAAUAUAUCCACCUCCGUGUUAAACCAUUCCUUUGCGAAAAGUGCGGCAAAAAUUUUUCGCAAAAGCAGGCCUUAACUUAUCAUGAGAAGGUUUACUGUAAAAAGCAAGAACCGGAUGUUGAACUCAGGAAGAAGCUCAGACAACUUAAACUACAGCUAGACCGAGACAAAUAUAAAAACUAUAAGUUUCCAUGUGAUGCUUGCCAAAGGCGAUAUCCAACCCAGCAGAAACUCGAUGACCAUAUCAAACGUCCGCAUAAAAUGGUCACGAAAUUCCAAAAAAUUUCGUGCGAUAUUUGCGAGGAGGAGAUGCAUAUCCAUUUAUUUAUCUCCCACAAGCGAGAUAUUCAUAAAAUAGCCGGUAGUCAUAAAUGCCAACAGUGCAAGAAAGGAUUUUAUUCGGCGAAUGGACUUCAAAAACAUGUAAAAUCGGUACAUGUCAGAGAACAAGUAAAGGAAACUAGCUUAGACCAUGGUAACGAUCAGGAGGAUAACAGCAAUGGUUUCAGUUCGAAUAAUUCAACUAGUUGUGAGACAAAAGCAACAUAAAUCUACAUCCAUGCUUCUUUACAUAAAGCACUGAAUAAAUAUUUAAUUACUGACAUUUUCUGGUGGGACCAGGGUUCAAUUAGAUAGGCGACUGGUUUCUUAGUAUUUACGAUAAAAUUUGUUUAAACCGUAUCGAUCGGGGGGACUCUUUGGUUACACAAUCUUUUAUAUCAUAUCAAUCAAAUAAUAUUUUUUAAGGAAAUCCGUUUUCUAUGUAUAA
Messenger RNA from Folsomia candida, 2056 nucleotides. Its product is annotated as zinc finger protein 93. Gene Ontology annotation, cellular component: nucleus. Gene Ontology annotation, molecular function: RNA polymerase II transcription regulatory region sequence-specific DNA binding; DNA-binding transcription factor activity, RNA polymerase II-specific. Gene Ontology annotation, biological process: regulation of transcription by RNA polymerase II. The coding region runs from base 232 to 1836 and encodes 534 amino acids. Lineage: Eukaryota; Metazoa; Arthropoda; Collembola; Entomobryomorpha; Isotomidae. The record is from RefSeq and is a predicted model, not a curated record. The transcript is spliced from 6 exons.